GCGAGCACGUUAGAGCGUGCGUUCGCGGUGUAGGCUCGUCAACAGUGACACGUCAAGCCUCGAGCUCGGCGUGCUCUCUGUACGAAGAGCAGGUGUUGUAGUAUAUGAAGAAGACGCGCCGGUCUGCUCGUUUGCACUCCGGACACGUCGUACUUCGUGACCGGGGCUCGUUGACCAACUCAUCGCGAAGAUCAUACCCUGACUGAAUCGCCAGCAGCAGGUGCAACGAACUCAUUGUUCGCUGUACCAUCUACUGGGAUGGUACCGAAUGCGUGCGCAUCAAGGCAUAAGCUUGACGGAUAUCAGUAGGCACGAACAGCGUGCGGACCGUGCAUUCGAAGACUCAUCGACAGAUAAUACAUCAAGCCUCGAGCUCCGAGUCGACGUAAUUCCUAUAUGAUGGAUGGAUGUCGCAUGAAAGGCGUACGACACGUCGGUCAUGCUGAGCUGCACGCCGAACACGUCGAGCGUCGCGACAGCGCUGGGCUCGUUAGCCAGGCCGUCGGACGGAUCCUUGAUGCUGGACGACAUGGCCAAUGUCGACUACGGAGCCUUGCAUCCCGUUGAGGUGGAGGUCGACGCUGAUGUGGGCCGCAGUGUCGACAAGCUGAUCGACGAGCUUUUGAGCGUGUCGAUCGCGGCGUCGUCGCUGAUGUUGGUAUACAUCGAUGUGGAUGCGUCGAUCGACGUACUUCUGGGCGCGUCGAUGGCGACGUCAUCGCAGGUGGUGGGCUUGCUGUGCAUGGUGAGUGAUGAACUCGCCGUACUCGACGAGUAUGCCUUGAAGGUAGAUGUGGACGCGCCGAGCGUGCUUGAUUGCACUCCGGCUGCGUCGCAGGGCAUAGUAUUGAUGAUGGACUCGCACCUUGACGAAGGAGACGUCGCUGACGUGCGUCUGGGUACGUCGACGGCGACCUGGUCAUGGUUGCGAAUGUCGGUCUUGUCGUGCACGCAGAGCGACGGGCUCGGCGUAGACGACAAUCGUGUCUUUGCGAUGAAGCCAGAUGCGUCGGUCGUGCUGGGUAGCACGCCGAACACGUCGUGCGUCGUGGCGGCACCCGGGUCAUUAGCCAGGCCGUUAUGAGGAUUCGCUACCCCA
This is a messenger RNA of Fomitopsis serialis, 1099 nucleotides long. RefSeq lists its product as uncharacterized. The record is from RefSeq and is a predicted model, not a curated record. Bases 440 to 1084 code for a protein of 214 amino acids. The transcript has a single exon. Lineage: Eukaryota; Fungi; Basidiomycota; Agaricomycetes; Polyporales; Fomitopsidaceae.